This is a messenger RNA of Bufo gargarizans (Asiatic toad), 3953 nucleotides long. It is a transcript of the gene ASB8, whose product is annotated as ankyrin repeat and SOCS box containing 8. Gene Ontology annotation, molecular function: protein binding. Gene Ontology annotation, cellular component: nucleus; cytoplasm. The transcript has 4 exons. The coding region runs from base 904 to 1875 and encodes 323 amino acids. Lineage: Eukaryota; Metazoa; Chordata; Amphibia; Anura; Bufonidae. The record is from RefSeq and is a predicted model, not a curated record.
UUAUUUUUACUUCUUACAUCACUCUGACUAUUGGAAGCAUAUAUUAGGUUGCUUCUCCCUGACAUUACAAUUCAUUGUAGACUCCCUAUGCUCCUAGGGAACCCUGCCACCUGCAGGGCUCCAUAGAAUCUACAACUGCAGUAACCUUGGUCUCUCCGAAGAAACCCAUGCUAUUGCAGGCAAUGAAUGGCUCCCCCGAUCGCCGAGUGGGGGAGCUAUUCAGGCUUCGAGAGCACACUGCUCCAGGAGAAAGCCACCUUGUAUGCCGUGGUCACAAUUGACCAGGGCAUUUGAGGCACUAUCACCGAUCGCAGACAUUAGCCUUGUGUGUCUUCUGUUUAAAACAGCAAAAACCUGUGGCAAACGGGUGCCAUCUUUAAAGACCCGACCUCCGCCAUAUAUGUACGGCAGAGGCCGGAAUGGGUUAAAUGCACUCCUUGUAUGAUGUGUAUUCAUUCAUUUAUCUUUUUUUAUCAUAGACAAGAUAUGUCGGUGCUCAUGGAAUAGAUUUCUGACCCCUCUUGCUGCAUUGUCGAGUAGCGUCUGCUAUGUCAGGUUGGAUGCCGCGUGGCUUCAUGUUCGCCUCUUGGGUCACAUGUGCUAAGGGGCGCUAAAUGAAGCUAAAAGUUGGGCGUGCGGAGUAAAUGGCCUGUUUCCCACCACGUAGCUGACAGGUUCCAGCUGCUGUACGUUAACGCGUUGCUCCCAGUCCUGUCAUGUCAUGCGCUGUGGGACUAGCGAUCCGCAGCUGGUCCCCCCGGCAAGAAACUGGUUAAAGUCUCCCCUAAUAUUCGCCGUGUGUGAGGAUUUGGCAGAGCGCUCUUUUUGCCUAGGAGGAAGCCCGGCUCUGCGGCCCCCUCCCCUCCUCCUGCUGAAUAUUUCAUCCCAUCUGAGCAAGAAUUAAUGGAAGGAGACGCUCUCUGCUCUUCAUCCAUUAAAAGCAGCCCUAGGAGGCAUCGCCUUGGUCCGUCUCAUGUGCCCGCUGAGUGCCAGAGGCAGGGAGUCUCCCCGGAGGGUGAAUCGCUGCCCACCAUGCUCCACAUGCACAGGAAGUGCUCCCUCUCAGAGAGGUUGAUACGUGCCAUCUCCUCCAUCCGCUCUCUGCCCGGAGACACGGUCGAGUCCCUUAUCCGCAAGGGGGCCGAUGUAAAUGGUCCUCACGAUACCCUGAUGCCCCUACACAGCGCCUGCAUGGUGUGCGACGCAGACUGCGUGGAGCUGCUCUUGGAGAAAGGAGCAAAUGUCAAUGCCCUCGACGGCUACCGACGCGCAGCCUUGCACUACGCGGCGGAAAAAGACGAGACCUGCGUUGAAAUCCUCCUGGAAUACGGCGCCGACCCCAACGCUCCGGAUGGUAAUCAGGACACCCCCUUACACUGGGCUGCUUUCAAAAACAUGGACGGCUGCGUACAAGCGUUACUAGAGGGCGGCGCAAAGGUCAAUGCCAGAGACUACAACCAGGACACACCCCUGAGCUGGGCGGUUAUGAAAGGCAAUCUAGAGAGCGUGCGGCUGCUCCUGGAAUAUGGGGCCCAGCCCGACACUGCUAACCUCAAGGGUCAGUACCCGGCGGGGCGGCUUGCCGUUCUGAUGGGUAGAGGCCUGGGUGGGGAGAGGGAGGAGGAAUGCCUGGAACUUCUGCACAGAGCUUGUGGCACCCUCAGGUUGAGGAGAGAAGGUGGGGUGCCCCCUGAGGCUGCCCGUGAUGCCCAGCUGUCUCAGCGUCUUGUCAAACUGUGCUCGGUCCCGGGAACUUUGAAAGCUCUGGCGAGGCGUGAGGUAAGGGGCAGCCUAGGAGAAUGCCAGUUAUCUCAAGUGGUGACCGAGCUGCCUGUUCCCAAAUCCAUACAGGACUACGUUCUGCUGCUGCACUGAAUACACUGGACUAUAGAAAAAUAUCUAAGACCCCCGGGCGUCCAUGGUGGCUCCCAGGGCGGACCGGUUGUUCACAUGAAGACCUUAUUGACUUCCCAGUGUAUCGGGCGGAGAUGUUCGUGUGAAAUUCGAGAAAUAUAUUUAGUGAACCCUAGCAAACCAGUCUUUUUUCUCCUGGCCCCUAGCAACCUGGCUUUGUUCUCCUGGCUCCUAGCAUUUUAGUCUUUGUUCCCCUAGCCCUUAGCAACCAGACUUUGUUCUCCUGGCCCCUAGCAACCAGCCUUUUCAUUCUGGGCUCCCUAGCAACCAGCCUUUUUCAUUCUGGGCUCCCUAGCAACCAGCCUUUUCAUUCUGGGCUCCCUAGCAACCAGCCUUUUCAUUCUGGGCUCCCUAGCAACCAGCCUGUCCGUUCUUCAACUAGGACUAACACUUGGCAGAAAAGAGGCAAGGAGGAUUGUCCGUAUUAAAUCAAGCCUUUCCAAAUCCUUUACUGGCACUUAGAGAGUGUGACUGCAGAGAGGAGUAUGGGGGCUGAGUAAAAGAAAAUGUAUACAUUUUCAAUAAAAAUAAAUACUGUAUUAUUCGUCACCUGGAUCAGAUGGUCCUUAACGGGAAUGUCACCAAAAAAUGAUCUAAAAUCCAGAAUUUUUUUCACACUGACCACUAAGCCUCAUAAUAGGCUGACAGUUCUGUUCUGUGCAGAUCACUUUUCAGCAGUCAACUUGUUAUCAUCAUGAUGGGAUUACAAUAUCAGGUAACAUCUAUCUAUAGAUUUGGUUCUAAUUAGUGAAAAAAAAUCUAGGUGACACAUUCUCUUUAACAAUUAUUAUGCAUGUGUUGAUCAAUUCUGGGGGGAAAAAAGUCUACAUUCACUUUCUUUUUUCUCCUCAUUAAUUAAAUGGCGCAACUGUAUUUUUAUCUGGGCGAUGGCUCCGGCUGCUGUAGAUUUGCAAUGAAGCUGUAGAUUUGCAAUGAAAAACAGUGCCACCCUUGUCGACAGUCUGUGCCUGGCAUUGCAGUAUUCACUUCAAUGACGCUGAGCUGCAAUACCAGACUCUGCCCAUAGGAAGAAAACAACUUAUAUUUUUUUUCCUAACCCGUCUAACAUGGAUGGAAAGUCACAACUGGUCCUCAUACGCAGUAUUUAGAAUGUAGCACAAUUUCUAGUAUGCCUUUUCAGUCACAUGGGGACCGGCAGGGGCCUUGGUGGUUGGACACCCACCGAUCAGACACUUAUUCCCUGUCCUAUAGGUAGAGGAUAAGUUGUCAUAUUGGGGCAACCCCUUUAAAUAAAUAAAUAAAAAAACAGGAAAUAGUUUUCUGUAGUUCCUUGGUAUCCUGUAAUAACAUUUUCUUACCCACCACAUACCUGGUGUAGCCUUGAUCUAAAAGCAGACCUGUCACUUUUAGGUACAGCUGGUGUAAGUAUUCAAAGUCAUUACUGUGUUAAUUGGUGUAAGGACCCAUCUGGUGGAUGCUAGUUUUUUAUUAUUUGUAUUAUAUGUGGUGACGUCACUCCGGUCAUCACAUGUAUUUUAUAUAAUUUUUUUUAAAUUAAUUACAAUAUAUUUGCACUUUCCAAAACGAAUACCCAAUGUACCAUUGUAUAGUUGAUUAUGAUAUUGUCAACCCAGUCCAGACGACCAGACACUCCCACUACUGUCAUAAUUUUCACCUCUUUUAACGAUAAAGCUCGUCCUCUUUGCUAUAGAGGUUAAAAGGUUUUGUAUGCAAUAACGCAUUUAUUCCCAUGGGCGAUAUCCUAGCUUUCCCUCAUUUUGGCACGUACUCCACCCUCUCCAUUGACCUUUUACAGAAGGAGGAUUCGCUUGUCACUCACUUUCCGUACUUGCCCUGUAAGAAAUCCUGUCUUCCAGCUCAGUAGAGGUUAAAAUAACCAAGGGCUGGAGAUAUGUAGGACAGUAUAAGUGGGAACUUCCAUAGGAAUUGAUAAAACCAGAAGACUCCCGAUGAUGGAAUGAACCCCUUAAUAGGCAGGAGUUAAGGAUUUGAGAGUAUUCCCUGAUGUAUACCUAUGAUGGAUAGCAUACAGUAACAAACUACAUCCUUUUUUUUUU